Messenger RNA from Dicrocoelium dendriticum, 246 nucleotides. The record is from the annotation of a GenBank genome assembly. Lineage: Eukaryota; Metazoa; Platyhelminthes; Trematoda; Plagiorchiida; Dicrocoeliidae.
AUGUUGAUUCCCGGCAUUUUUAAUCUUUCCAAUAUUCUAUUUUCUUCAGAUUUAAAGGAUAUAAUCUUUUCAGUAAAGCCUGAUUACGGCGGAACCAAGCUAUAUAUAACGGACACCAGAAGCAUGACCCACGAUGUCUCAAGUAUGAAAAAAUUCUAUGUUCAUUACAAUGAAACACACAUGAUCAAAACGACGGAUCUUCAACCGAAAUGUAAGAGAAUAUUAUGCAUUUCACCUUGUCUUUAA